AUGAACGUAGCAAGAAAGCAGCCAUGCAGCAAAUCAGUACCCGAGUCUGAAGUGGUUGAAAUACUCCUCGAUUCCAUGAUCCCAAUACUCAUUGAUUACGAGCGGGAGGCCAACAAGGAGGGUCAAACAGGUGUUCCAUGGAGCGGCUUAUCCGGUAUGAUCACAUCGCACUGUCUUCCCAGUGAUCCCAAUCUUGUGGAACUGUCAUUCGUGGACCGACUCGCAAAAGCGCGAGAUGAGCUUUGGCAGCAACAGCGUAUUCAAAAGGAUCCAAACGUCCUGGAGCUAAGCGCCUGCUGGGCUCGAGGGCUCCCGAUCCAACAUCUGGUUCACAGCUCGGUCUGGCUAUUCCAUGCUAUGAGAAACGGGGAUCAAGCUCCGUUCUUGUCGUCGAGGGCCAAUCAGAUACUUUACAGUCCGAUCACCACCAUAAUGCACCGCAUCACGAAGGACGGUGAUCUUAUUGAUGGAUACGUGGAUAAUCUUCAGUUUAUCAUACGUGCUUUCCUUCAAAAUGAUGAACGAGAAGAGAAAGUUCGUGAUGUUCUACGUGUGUGGGAGUACUAUUCACAGCUAUUAAAGCCGCAUCCAGUUUAUCUUGAAAUGUUCCAAGACUGGUUGGCCAAUAUGAUCCAGAAUCGUGAAGAUAUGCUCGAAGCCACCAAGAUCAUCCGGCCGCCUUCUUUGCCGGUCAGGCUAACAAUAUCGCCUGUGCCUACAGGGUCGGAGAUCAUCGAAUGGGAUCCCCGCGAGGGUAAUUACCCUCCUCCCGACAGAGUCCACAACGAUGAUGAAUUGUUCAAGAGUGAGGAGCCUCGCAACAUACGCUGCACCGUGCUCAACUGCCGCAUGAUGGGAGGGAUACCCUCAGAGGCUCCGUUUGUGAGGGCCAGGAAACCGCAGCCAUUGCCCAGGCCUGUCUCAAUCUGGUCAACUGCAUUAAGGUCACCGUCGCCAGACAGCCAGGAUACCUCAUAUUCUGUACAAGACUCUGUCGUCUUAGCAGCCAUCUUGUUCCUAGAUACGUUUACGAAAACCCCUCGACUUCUGCGAACAAGAUUUCCCGAUGUCGAAUUCCCGCGCUACACCCCCAUAUAUCUGGCAGAUGAAUUCAUCGCUUUCGAGUCUAAGCGGAAUCCCAACGAAGUUUUGGGGCUGCCAAUACGCGUACUGAAAGAUUAUGCAAAGAAAGUUCCUUCGCAGAUCUUACACGAUCUGAUCUGGUCAUUUUUGGAUACUUUGAAAGCUGAGCCGAAUGCUCCAAUGUAUUCAAAACUUCUGUUCGCCACGUUGGAUCUGAUUGAAAUCCUGCUACGUACCGACAAACCGCAGCUUGCAAUUAACUUGCUGAUUCGAUUGUGGAUGGAGUUUGCAAACGAAUCAUCUCUUCAUCGAAAAUUAAGCCUUGUGAAGCUUGGACGUAUUCUUACCCCAGACCAGGCAGGUGAAAUGAUGCGGGGACUCGCCAGUCGUGUCUGUGAUGCAUUGCAAGCCCAGGAUCAACAGGGUGAGAAAAUGGCGAAGGGGGAGGACAAGCCAUUUGUCAAGGUUACCACGGCAAAGAUGCUUGCGCAGGCUUUAGCUGAGGCAGACUUUCUUUCGCAGUCUGACCAGAUGAAUAUUCUGCAACAGAUGUUCAACUCAAGCCGCCACAUCGAUAUUCGGAGUGCAAUUGUUACUUCACUCUUGGGGCUCGUCGAAAAUAGUGACAAUGAUGAGCCGUACAAAGUCUUCACAUCGAUAUCCGCCUCGGUUGCAGGUCCAAAUGAGCGAGCCAAGACAACUGAAGCCGAAUGGGAUCUGGCCGAGAACCAACGGGGUCCACUGCCCUAUGUUGCCCCAGUUUCUGAACGACCAUUACUGGAUUUGAUGGUCUCUACUGCCGCUUUCAAACUCCCGGAAAGGCUACGGUCAGACUACGUGCGGAAUGUAUUGCUACCUCUGCUGCAGGAUUCCACUGCGCAGCAUACGAGAUGGAUGGCGGCAAUGAGUGCUCGAUUGGGAUGCUCCAUCACCGACCUGAAUAUCACAGAUCAAGAGAUUGGGCCCUUUGUACCAGAUCUACCAGAUAGAAUCCUUUGGGGAUGGACCAGAUAUCUCCCCGGGUCAUAUCUUGAGCAGUGCCACCGCCCCUGGAGUCUGAGCUUCCUCGGUGACGGUGCCUUCAGUAGCCUUGACAAGGCGCUUGCAGCGACCGAUGACCAAGCGCUGAAGCACAUCAACGUUCGUGACCAUUGGGAUAGGCUUCUCAAGUCCCGACGGGCUCGACCUGCUCUAUACAAUCUUAAUCGUCUCCUCGAUUCGAUCGGCAGCACUGGCACGAACGUGUCAAAUGGGUUGAAUACCACACUGGUUCUUGAGGAAUUCGCUAUUCGUGCGGAGAGCAUCAUCAGGAACCCUGUCAAAUAUAGCGAGACUUUGAAAAAGUAUACAGUGUGUCCGAACUCUGUAGUGGAACCGUUGCGAGCCCUCCGAAAUAGCCGAGUGCAAACCAGGAAUUCCGCCGCCAACCAGGCAACGAUAUACAACGAGAUAACAGAUGUGAUGAGACGGAUGGUUGAUGUUGUUGAAACUGUCCGCAAAGAAGGAUGGUCAACCACGCUGACCGCUUAUCCUGCAACUUUACCCUCUACAUUCGAAUUCGAUCUUCUCCUACUCCCUUCUCCGAUCUAUAUCCCAACUGCUACCGAGUCUAAUCCAGCGUUGGAUUUGUUCACGUCCGCACUUGUUGAUUUGAUCAGAAAGUACGCUUGUGACCCUAGAUUACUGUUAAAGCUGGAUGCUUUCAAACCGGUUAUGCAAGAGAUCCCUCUGGCCACCCUGAAGAGAUGUUCAUUGCGUCUUGGUCGUUUCACCCAACCUGAGGAAGAUGGUCUGAUUGUUACUUGCGUCAGGGUCAAGUUGGCACAUUUGUUAUUGGAUCGCGUUCGGCCCAACCGUCCGCUGUUUGACGUUGAUAUGCUUGAAAUGAUCGACGAGUGGAAGAAGAGCGACGUGGAACUCGUGCGGCAAAUUGGAUGGGAAUGA
Molecule: messenger RNA, 3027 nt
Organism: Penicillium cataractarum
Lineage: Eukaryota; Fungi; Ascomycota; Eurotiomycetes; Eurotiales; Aspergillaceae
Exons: 1
Coding region: 1-3027 (1008 amino acids)
Source: RefSeq, a predicted model, not a curated record